This is a messenger RNA of Pseudoliparis swirei, 2163 nucleotides long. RefSeq names its product carbonic anhydrase 4-like. Gene Ontology annotation, molecular function: zinc ion binding; carbonate dehydratase activity. The record is from RefSeq and is a predicted model, not a curated record. Bases 1 to 1737 code for a protein of 578 amino acids. Gene Ontology annotation, cellular component: plasma membrane. Lineage: Eukaryota; Metazoa; Chordata; Actinopteri; Perciformes; Liparidae. The transcript is spliced from 16 exons.
AUGCAUCUUCCCUCCCUUCUGCUGUUUCUGAGUUUGGGGCCAUUGAUCAAAUGUGCUGCUGGGAGUGACUGGUGCUAUCAUGGCUGCCCGCAAUCCCCGGAGCAUUGGGCGGACCACUAUGUUUCCUGUGGAGAGAAAAGGCAGUCUCCCAUUGAUAUAGCCACCGGCAACGUUCAGAUGGACCCUCAACUGCUCAGCUUUACCUUCGCCAACUUCUCCUCUCGACACGUCAUCAAAUCCAUCGAAAACAACGGUCACACAGUGAAAUGCAAACUGGAGGCCGAUGACGUUGAAGUGAGUGGAGGUGGACUUAACGGAACAUAUUCUACAAUUCAGUUUCACUUUCACUGGGGCAGCACAGAACAUCAUCCAGGUGCGGAGCACACGAUUGAUGGGCAUAGAUACCCCAUGGAGAUGCACAUCGUGAGUCUGAAGAAAGGCCUCUCGGUGCAGGACGCCACGCAGGAUUCAGAGGGAAUUGCUGUUCUCGGCUUUUUCAUAAACGGAACAGACGAUGGCGAUAUGUCGGGACCGUGGAGCGAGCUCACAUCUUACCUGCCAAACAUCACAGACACAGAGGUUGACAUGAAAAGUUCCAUUUCUAUCCAUGACCUGAUUGGAAAUGUCGACCUCACAAAGUUCUACCGCUACAUGGGCUCCCUGACCACCCCUCAAUGCAAUGAAGCCGUGGUGUGGACCGUCUUUCAACAACCAAUCAACAUCAACAAAAACCAGGUUCAGCGGUUUCCCAUGGCGACAGGCUUCACCAAUGUGUAUCGGCCUACGCGACCUCUUAAUGGACGCCGUGUGUUUGCUUCCCCCGCAACUCCGUCACCAUCCAGUCAUUCGUGGUGCUACGAGGAGGAGCCCUGUGAGUACAAGCCGUCUCAUUGGCUCCAGCUGCCUCACUCAAAAUGCGGCGGCGAGCGCCAAUCGCCCGUCGACAUCGAGACGCGCGACACCGUGACGGACGAGCGGCUCGGGGCCUUCGCUUUCACAAAGUUUGACGACAAACACGCCAUCAAGCACGUCACGAACACGGGCCACUCGGUGAAGUGUGUGCUGAAAGAGGACAUGGUGGAGGUCUCAGGGGGAGGUUUGGGAUACGUCUACUCCACCCUUCAGUUCCACUUCCAUUGGGGCUCAGAUAAGUCUGAUGGCUCCGAGCACAAAGUGGAUUCAAAAAGAUACCCGAUGGAGAUGCACAUAGUGAGCAAGAGGAAGGACUUAUCUCUGGCAGAGGCACUGAGGACUCCUAACGGGCUGGCCGUGCUGGGAUUCCUUAUCGAGGCGAAGAAAGCCGACGGACGCAGCAGUUCAGAGAAUGUCGAGACACAUCCCACAUCGGAUAUGGAGGCCUGGAACAAACUGACCAGCUAUUUUCCAGCUAUUCAUAACAUCAACUCAAAAGUUAACGUCACAGACGGGAUCUCCAUUGAUGACUUGCUUGGCGAUGUUAACCGAGCUGAAUACUUCCGCUACAACGGCUCCUUGACCACCCCUUCAUGCGAUGAAGCAGUGGUCUGGACCGUCUUUAAAGAGGCUGUCAAGAUGGACCAAGCGCUGAUGACGAUGUUCCCGACUCUUGCCGGACAUCACAACGUGUAUCGGCCAACGCAGUCUCUGCAUAAAAGGAAAGUCUACAGCACCAAGUCAGCAUCCGGCGCCCCCGGUCCCAUUGUGCUGCUGCUGCUGCCGGCAUGCCUCUGGGCCUUUUCACACAACUUGCACUUGUGAGACGAUUAGCUAACUGGAAUCGCCGUGAUGAGGAACAUUGCGCUAGUUAUUCGUCUCGCACUGUUCGUUAUCAUUUUUCAGUAAAUUAAUUGGAAAGUGGUGUUUCGUUGAUGAUUUACAUCUUUUUUUUGUUUGCAAUCUCAUAAUGAAGAUCACAUCUCUAGAUUUAUUUUAAAGAGGGGUAUGGAUACUUGAUAUAAGAGUAUCCUGAUUGGAUUUGCGCUAUCAUAAUGUGCAGGAGAAAUCAAGACUAUUGUCUCUUAUACCAAACCAAUAAUUACAGUUGUUAAAAAAACUGCAGACAAUUAAACAAAUUAAAAAACAAUCGUUGUGUUCUUUUGCUUUUAUGAGAAGGGAAAUAAAUAAUUGAUAUUGUUUUAGGUUGAAAUGCUUCCAUAUUAUUAUUUCCCCUCAUUUAUACACAGC